AACCCUGUAGGUUGCUUCAUCAUUUUGUGUGUGGUAGAUCAAGCAGAGGAGAUAUUUGUUCCAUCAUGUUUUUAAAAAGAAACACCUGUCUGCUGGUUUUUCUGUUGUGUUCUCUGACCUUGUGGUGCAAAUCGACCAGCGCAGGCUCCAGCUUUCUCAGCCCUUCACAAAAACCUCAGAACAAGGGGAAGUCGUCUAGAGUCGGCCGCCAAGUCAUGGAGGAGCCCAGUCAACCCACUGGGGACAACCACAUCACGGUGAGUGCCCCCUUUGAAAUUGGCAUCACCAUGACAGCAGAGGACUUUGAGGAGUACGGCGUGGUGCUGCAGGAGAUCAUUCAACGUCUGCUGGGAAACACAGAGACAGCAGAGAGACCAUCACAACUGUGAAGAUUGUGGACAAGAUUUUAAAAUUUGCUGUCUCACUGCCUUCCAACUUCAGCUUCA
Messenger RNA from Lates calcarifer (barramundi perch), 446 nucleotides. RefSeq names its product ghrelin/obestatin prepropeptide (gene ghrl). Gene Ontology annotation, molecular function: growth hormone-releasing hormone activity. The transcript has 4 exons. Gene Ontology annotation, cellular component: extracellular region. NCBI's taxonomy places the organism in Eukaryota, Metazoa, Chordata, Actinopteri, Centropomidae. Bases 66 to 389 code for a protein of 107 amino acids. The record is from RefSeq and is a predicted model, not a curated record.